GGCGCGCUCGCACCGCCCCCGCCCCCUCGUCGCAGUCGCUGCCGACCGGCUGGCUGGGCCUCGCGGCGUGAGGACCCCGGCAGCGCCGCAGUCCCGCGAGCCAUGGCCCAGUCCGGCGGUGAGGCUCGGCCCGGGCCCGAGACGGCGGUGCAGAUCCGCGUCGCCAUCCAGGAGGCCGAGGACGUGGACGAGUUGGAGGACGAAGAGGAGGGGGCGGAGACGCGGGGCGCCGGUGACCCGGCCCGGUACCUCAGCCCCGGCUGGGGCAGCGCCAGCGAGGAGGAGCCCAGCCGCGGACACAGGAAUAGGAGCUCGGUGAAUUCAAGGACCAUGCUUACUUCGUUCAUUGUAUCUUCAGCACCUAGCACAGCACCCAGCACAUAGGACAUGUUUGUUGACUGAAUGCGUAUCUCUAUCAUCACACUCACUCCAUGGUGUUGAGAUAUUUGUGUUUCCCCUCCCCUAGACAAUGAGAUCCUUGAAGACAGCUGCCUUAUCUUACUCCUUUUUGUAUUUCCAUACCUAGCUUAUAUAAGGGAACAGAAUAAACGAACAAUAAAGAAAAGUCUUUACAGCCUCUAAAAUGUUCAUUGAUCAUCUCCCCACAUCUCAUUCAUUAAAAAGAUGCCUUUCCUUUUAUUCUCACCUUUUUAACGUAAAAAUUUUCAAACAUAAAGAAAAUAUGAAAAAAUAGUACUAUGAGCAUUCGUAUACCCAUCAUCUAGAUUUAACACUUAACAUUUUGCCAUAUUUGGUGAAUGGAUAUACAAUGUAUGUGUUUUCCCCGAACCAUUUGAGGUAUGUUUUACACAAGAUUAUACCUUAAAUACUUCAUUUUGUAACCCUAAUGACAUUCCCUAUGAAGCCCUAACACUAUUAUUGCAGCUGAGAAAAUUAGCUAUCAUUCCCUAAUGUAAUCCUGAAGAUAAGCUAAUAGCCAAGUUCCACAUUCAAGAUUCCCCAAAUUGUGCCACAAUUGUCUUUUACAGCUGUUUCUUUUUUCCCCUCAAACCAGAAUAUGGUCUGGAUUGAGGCAUUUGCUUCUUAUGUCUCUAGACUCUAUUAAUCUAGAAAUUUCCACCAUUUUUUUUUUCCCUAAUGCUUUGCUAUUUUGGACAGAAGAGGUCAGACGUCUUGUUGAAUGUCUCACAUUUUGGAUUAGUCUGGUAAUGUUCUCAUGGUCUUAUUUUACUUGCUCUUUUGUACCAUAUGCUUCUUAUAAACUGGAAGUUAGGGCUAAGGUUUUGAUUUGAUUCUGUUUAAACAUUUUGUCAAGAAUGCCUCAUACUCUAUGCCUGUAACUUGAUGUUCCGUCAUCUCAGGAGCCAUCCCACCUUUAGUGAUGCUAAAUUUGACCAUUCGAUUAAGGAGAUUUCUCCGUCGUACAGAUUGUCUUUCCCUUUGCAGUUAACAAGUUAUUUGUGGGCUUCUCAUCCUGGGUUCUGUUAAGUUGAUGUAUCACAUUUAUUGAUUUGCAUAUGUAGAUCCAUGCAUGCAUCCCAGGGAUAAAUCUCACUUGAUCGUGGUGAAUGAUCCUUUUAAGAUGCUGUCGAAUUCAGUUUGCUAAUAUUUUGCUGAGGAUUUUUGCAUCUAUGUUCAUCAGGGAUAUUGGCCCAUAGUUUUCUUUUCCUUGUUUGGCUUUAGUAUCAGUGUUAUGCUGGCCUUGUGAAAUGAGUUUGGAAGCAUUCCCUCCUCUUCAAAGUUUUAGAAGAGUUUGAGAAGUAUUGGUAUUAGUUGUUCUUUAAAUGUUUGGUAGAAUUCAGCAAUGAAGCCAUCAGGCCUUGAGCUUUUCUUUGAUAGGAGAUUUUUGAUUCCUGAUUCAAUCUCCUUACUUGUUAUUGGUCUGUUCAGAUUUUCUGUCUCUUCAUAAUUCAGUCUUAGUAGGUUGCAUGUUUCUAGGAAUGUAUGCAUUUCUUCCAAGUUAUCAAUUUCUCUUGCAAUAUUCUUUCCCCAGUGACUUUUCACUUAAUUAUUUUAGCAUCUAUUGAUGAUCCUUACCUAAGUUGGUUAUUUCACUGGGGACUGGAAAUUGAGGAUUUUCUAAUUUUCACAUUUUUUGUACACUUAUUAGCCAGCAUUGCUCUAUUAAAAAAAAAAAAGCUUUGUCUCAUCAUCUGGAUUGAACAAAAGUUUCUCCUAAAGAGGCAAAAAAAUGCUUAUUUCCCUUUAAUUACAGUUUUCAAAGAGAUAAUUUGAUAUAGUAGCACACUAAAUAAUUUAAAUGAGGGCUCUUCCUCAAGCUUAUACUCUCCCUCUUUCUCCGAUUCAUGGAUUUGUAUUUAUUCACUUUUUAAUAAUUAGUCACAGUCAUUUUUGGUGCUCAAAAUGUCUAUAUUGCAGCCAGCAGACCCCCUUGAAGCUGGCCUCCUUGUGUCUUUUUGUUACAUGCCCAUUAGUCUUUAAGCACUUCUUUGCUUUCUGGUAUUACAUAUUCCAGGCAUAAUUUGUACUUUUCCUACUCCAGUCAUGGAAUUCAGCCAUUUCCACAGGAAUCUCUGGUUUUUUCAAAUACCAGUAAGAAAGUAUUUAGAAACCAAGACCUGGAAUUAGGAAAGCUAACUUCUGCCAGAGUAUUGUUGCUUUCAGAGCCUUUCAGUGGACAGAAC
This is a messenger RNA of Symphalangus syndactylus (siamang), 2606 nucleotides long. RefSeq names its product La ribonucleoprotein 6, translational regulator (gene LARP6). Lineage: Eukaryota; Metazoa; Chordata; Mammalia; Primates; Hylobatidae. Gene Ontology annotation, molecular function: mRNA binding. Gene Ontology annotation, cellular component: ribonucleoprotein complex; nucleus. Gene Ontology annotation, biological process: RNA processing. The record is from RefSeq and is a predicted model, not a curated record.